Impatiens glandulifera is the source of this 414-nucleotide messenger RNA. Its product is annotated as methylcrotonoyl-CoA carboxylase beta chain, mitochondrial-like. The record is from RefSeq and is a predicted model, not a curated record. Gene Ontology annotation, molecular function: methylcrotonoyl-CoA carboxylase activity. Gene Ontology annotation, biological process: L-leucine catabolic process. NCBI's taxonomy places the organism in Eukaryota, Viridiplantae, Streptophyta, Magnoliopsida, Ericales, Balsaminaceae. Gene Ontology annotation, cellular component: mitochondrion; methylcrotonoyl-CoA carboxylase complex. The coding region runs from base 1 to 414 and encodes 137 amino acids. The transcript is spliced from 3 exons.
AUGGAAAGUGUCCCAGACUAUAAAGAGCCAUUAUAUGAUGUGAAGGAGCUUCGUGCAAUUGCACCGAUUGAUCUCAAGCAAUCAUUUGACAUCAGAUCAAUCAUUGCUCGGAUAGUUGACGAAAGUGAAUUUGAUGAAUUCAAGAAACUGUAUGGAACUAGUCUCGUCACUGGCUUUGCUAAGAUAUUUGGACAACCUGUGGGGAUCAUUGGCAAUAAUGGGAUACUGUUCAAUGAAUCUGCUCUUAAAGGAGCUCAUUUCAUUCAACUCUGUUCACAACGCAACAUUCCUCUAGUUUUCCUUCAGAAUAUAACAGGAUUUAUGGUUGGAUCAAAAUCGGAGGCAAGUGGAAUAGCAAAAUCUGAAGCCAAAAUGGUUAUGGCUGUUUCCUGUGCAAAUGUUAGCCCCUUCUAA